Messenger RNA from Melitaea cinxia (Glanville fritillary), 2092 nucleotides. RefSeq names its product cystathionine beta-synthase. Gene Ontology annotation, molecular function: cystathionine beta-synthase activity; cysteine synthase activity. The coding region runs from base 143 to 1642 and encodes 499 amino acids. The transcript is spliced from 11 exons. The record is from RefSeq and is a predicted model, not a curated record. Lineage: Eukaryota; Metazoa; Arthropoda; Insecta; Lepidoptera; Nymphalidae. Gene Ontology annotation, cellular component: cytoplasm.
AGUUCAGUUCAAUUCAAUAAACUUGAGUAGAUUGACGUGUAAGCUAAUCAUUUUGUUACAUAUUUUUUCCGAGGAAAAAAUAUUUAAAAAGUUUGAUUAUUUAUAAAUAGAAGUUAACUAUAGGUAUAUAAAAUUCGUGAAAAUGGAAAACGGUUCAUCGGAUUUUUUUAACCUCAAGGAAUUGCCACAUGUUGUUAGAGCUUUAGACAGAAAUCUUAAAGUACAAGAAAAUGUAUUGAAUGUCAUUGGUAACACUCCACUUGUUAAACUAAAUAAAAUACCUAAGCAAGAAGGUAUUCAGUGUGAUAUGUACGCUAAAUGUGAAUUUUUAAACCCUGGUGGUUCUGUGAAAGAUAGAAUUGCAUACAGAAUGGUAUUAGAAGCUGAACAAAAAGGCACACUUAUUCCUGGUAAAUCGGUGAUUAUAGAACCUACAUCAGGAAAUACUGGAAUAGGACUAGCUCUGGCAUCGGCUGUAAGAGGAUACAGAUGUAUUAUUGUACUGCCUGAGAAGAUGUCUGAUGAAAAAGUUAAUACUUUAAAGGCAUUAGGUGCAGAAAUUGUAAGAACACCCACAGAGGCUGCAUCUUCUUCACCAGAUAGUAACAUUAAUGUUGCUUGGCGUUUAUCUAAAGAAAUUCCUGAUGCAGUUGUAUUGGAUCAGUACAACAACCCGUGCAAUCCCCUUGCUCAUUAUGACGGAACAGCUGAAGAGAUUCUUUGGUCUUUGGAUGAUGAUGUAGAUAUGGUGGUCAUUGGUGCUGGUACAUGUGGGACUGUGUCUGGUGUUGGACAUAAGAUUAAAGAACGCUGCCCCAAAUGUGUAGUAGUUGCUGUUGACCCCCAUGGCUCGAUUCUUGCUGAACCUGAAGAACUCAACAAAUCUGAUGUUGAAAUAUAUCAGAUUGAGGGAAUCGGCUACGACUUUUUACCUCGUACUUUGGACAGAAAAAUAAUAGACAAAUGGAUCAAAACGGACGACAAGUCUUCUUUGGAAAUGUCUCGAAGACUUAUUAAAGAGGAAGGAUUACUAUGUGGUGGCAGUAGUGGUGCUGCUAUGUACGCAGCGGUGCAAGCCGCGAAGAGCCUAAAAGCUGGACAAAAAUGCGUAGUGCUUUUACCAGACAAUAUACGGAACUAUAUGACAAAAUUCAUUUCUGAUCAAUGGAUGGAAGCACUGAACUUUAAACCUUAUCCAACAAAUGACAAGUUAUGGUGGUGGAACAAGACAUUAAAUGAAGACGAUAAUCUGAUACAGCCAAUUAAAUCUCUGCCAAGUAACACAUCGACUGAUGAAGCAAUUUCGGUACUACGGGAAAAUAAAGCAUCUGUUGUAAGCAUUGUUGACAAUAAAGGAACAAUAAUAGGUGUUUUAUCUGCUGACAAUACGAGAAUGCGAUUGGCAAACUUAUCUGGAAGUUUCAACGAAGGCAUAGAAAAAUUCAUUGUGAAAAAGUACUACAAACUUGAUCUCUUAAACUCUCCUACUUUAGGUGCUGUCUCUCGAACACUUGAUAUUGCUCGAUUUGUAGUUAUUGUCAAAACAGACUCAUCAAAUAUCCAGAAACCUAUUGGUGUAAUAACAUCAGAAGAUCUAUUCUCAUAUAUUACCAGCAAAGGCAACCAAGUGAAUGGAAAAUGAACUCUUCCCUAUGUUAUGUCUAGAAUAAGUUAUAUUUUUAAAAUUAUAUUAUUUACUCAAAAUAAUAACAAAUUUACGUUGGCAUUUAUUUUAUUGUACUAGCUUAGAAUAUUAUAAAGAAAUAUUUCUGUAUGUUUAGGGCACAAAAUGUUUGUAUUCAUACAAUAAAUUAAUAACUCAAUUAGUGUGGAAGUAUAAAAUUUUUUUUAAUGUACUUAAUUUUCAAUACUUUAAUAGAAAUAUAACAGACUAGUUUUUUUGAAGCAUUUAAUACCAAAUCAUUCCAUGGUGCACUAAAUGAUAAUCAUGUAUGAUUAUUAAAUAUACUAGCAAAACUUGUUACAAAUAUAAAUAAAUGAAGAUUAAAAGUUUAUUAUGUUCUCAUUCUGUAUAUUAUGUACUCAUUCUGUAAUUAUCGUUAUAAAUAAUUAUACACUGUGCUAAAGAAAA